This is a messenger RNA of Odocoileus virginianus texanus, 1740 nucleotides long. Lineage: Eukaryota; Metazoa; Chordata; Mammalia; Artiodactyla; Cervidae. The record is from RefSeq and is a predicted model, not a curated record.
AUGGUCGUUUUGCACACCAAUCCUAGGGGNUCGGCCGUCCUGGACGAGCUGGCUCGGAACUUCACGUACGGGGCGCGGGGCGCCGGUAAUGGCUCCCUGUCGGGCGCAUGGUACCGCCGGAACCAGAUUCACCUUUUUGGAGUUUUGCUGGCCAUUUUAGGAAACCUGGUAAUCAGCAUUUCCCUAAAUAUUCAGAAGUAUUCACAUCUUCGGUCAGCACAGCGAGAACCCCCAAGGCCAUACUUCAGGAGCGCGUUGUGGUGGGCUGGGGUCAUACUGAUGGCCCUGGGAGAGACGGGAAACUUCUCGGCCUAUGGACUCGCCCCCAUUACUCUCAUCGCUCCGUUAGGCUGUGUGUCUGUUACAGGUAGUGCUAUUAUUUCUGUUAUGUUUCUGAGAGAAAAUUUGAGAACCUCAGAUUUACUAGGUAUGACGUUGGCAUUGGCAGGAACAUAUCUAUUGGUGAACUUUGCUCCAAAUAUAACUCAGGCUAUCUCCGCAAGAACAGUACAGUAUUACUUUGUUGGCUGGCAGUUCAUGAUCUACAUGAUUUUAGAAAUAUUAAUUUUCNUAGCUGUUGCCUAUAUUUAUUUGUAAUUCUCUCUCAACUAUGAAUUUUAUUUGUGUUUUGUGUUUUCUUUUUCAGCCUCGGUGACUGUUAUUUCCGUAAAAGCUGUCUCAGGCAUGAUCACUUUUUCUGUGACGGAUAAAAUGCAACUAACUUAUCCCAUCUUCUAUAUCAUGUGUAUCAUCAUGAUAGCAUCUUGUGUUUUCCAAGUCAAGCUCCUGAAUCAAGCCACAAAACUCUACAACACAGCGACGGUGGUGCCCGUUAACCACAUUUUCUUUACCGUCAGUGCCAUAAUCGCAGGUAUCAUAUUUUAUCAGGAGUUUCUUGGUGCAGCUUUUCUCACUAUAUUUAUAUAUCUUUUUGGGUGUUUUCUGUCAUUCCUUGGUGUGGUUUUGGUCACAAGAAAUAGAGAAAAGGAACAUCUGCCACAGUCUUACAUUGAUUUUGGAAAUGUUCCCGGGAAACAAAUGUUGGAUAAGAUACAACCAGAUUCAAGCGGCUUAUCCUAUGGAACUCUGCCUGAUGGAAGUGACUCCAUAAAGAGCCCGAGUGGAGAGAAGAAAGGGGUCUGAGACGCCGAGAGGGAUGGCUGUGGGCCUGUGAUUCAAUACCGCUUUUUAAAAUAUUGCACAUGUUCAAUUUAUGUCAGCAGCUAUUUUAUGCUGACAUGUGCUCGCCUUCCUUUCAGUCCCUGACCCCCACCUCCAUGUCCAUAGACGAUCAGGGCCUUCCUAAGCUUUGACAGUCUAAGAUUUUCAUGGAAUGUAAUUUGAAGUGUUCCCCGCACCCUGGACCUCUCUCCCUGGUGAUCAUCUAACUGGUUAGAUCUUAAUUACAGCCUGGCUGCCCAGGCAGAAAUGUCACACAAAAAUGUGCAUUGACGAUUUGGCUGCAGAAUGCGUAGGUUGCUUUUCCCAUACAGCUUGCAAGGUCAGUUGCUUUGCUUUAAAGAGACACUUUAGUCCCACAACCUCCUCCCUAAACCAAAGGUUUGAAAGCAUUCAUUUUUCCUUAGACAUCUUUUAGGAAGCUUCCCAUAAAGAUUUCACUUUUCUGUUCCCAAAUGAGAGUGGUAAAUCAUCUUUUCUGAAAACGAGCCCUAUCGUAUUUAUCCUUUGAAAAGUAAAGGUUUUUUUUUUUUCAUAAUUAAGCAUCUGUGUUUGACUACA